CGAAUAAUCGACCCGUUUCGCCAGUCUGCCAGGCGACAGGAGAACCCGCGGGCUGUGUAACCGAGGAACAGGAGUGUGAUGGGCAGGUGAGGAAGUGAGGUAAACGAACGAGACCGGAUAUGGCAAACACGGCUCACCUAGUCCGCCGGCAGAGCUCCAGGGACCUCAACCCCCAGCGUUCCCUGGACCGGCUCGAGCUCAGGGAGAUGAGGGGGCGUUUGGUCGCCCUGGAAAACGGCACCACCUACGGUGCGACAAACACGGCUUUUGACGAUUCAAGCCCGAACACGAAGGCUGCUUUGAAAGUGACUGAGAAGAUCGAGGAGAGUGUUGACCCUAAGAACUUAUUCAGGCCGGAGUGCGGCGAAGACGACAGAGAAUCCUGGGACAGCAAACUCACUUUCCUUCUGGCCACUGUCGGCUACGCCGUCGGACUCGGAAACGUCUGGAGGUUCCCUUACCUGGCGCAAAAGAACGGCGGAGGGGCUUUUCUCGUCCCUUAUUUCAUUAUGCUCGCCGUCGAGGGUAUACCGAUUUUCUACUUGGAGCUUGCCAUAGGGCAGAGACUGCGGAAAGGGGCGAUCGGCGUUUGGAACCAGGUAUCACCGUAUUUGGCAGGAAUAGGCAUCAGUAGCGCAGUUGUUUCCUUCAACGUCGCCAUCUACUACAACACCAUCAUCGCCUGGUGUCUUUUCUAUUUUGUACAGAGUUUCCAGGCAGAGCUUCCUUGGGCGGAGUGCCCGAACAAGUACCAUCCCAACGGUUCAUACUCUCCAGAGCCUGAAUGUGUUGCCAGCACGCCAACGCAAUAUUUUUGGUACAGGACCACUCUAAUGGCUUCUGAAGACAUCAAUAGCCCUGAAGCGUUCAACUGGAAAAUAGCCAUUGCCCUCGUAAUUGCAUGGAUUCUCGUUUAUAUGUGUAUGAUCAAAGGAAUCGCAUCUUCUGGGAAGGUUGUUUAUGUCACUGCGACCUUCCCGUACAUAGUGUUGAUAAUAUUUUUUUUCCGCGGCGUCACGCUUCACGGGAUGGGCAACGGGCUCCGUCACCUUUUCACGCCAAAGUGGCACACGCUGUCUGACCCGGUUGUCUGGCUGGAAGCUGGGACACAGAUUUUCUUCUCGCUUGGGCUGGCUUUCGGCGGACUGAUCGCUUUCUCCUCCUACAACCCGGUCAACAACAACUGCUACAGGGAUGCGAUUAUGGUCUCGAUGACGAACUGCUUCACGUCCAUGUUCGCUGGGAUCGUCGUGUUUUCCAUCAUAGGUUUCAAAGCGACGCUGAACUACGAAAACUGCCUUGCAGAACGAAAUUCGACGGCCCUUCUUGCUCAGAUGACUCCGCUGCCGACUUUAUCCUCCACUGAAAUCUCUGUUCUGCCUGAAUGCGAUCUUGAGAAAGAGCUGGACAGCUCUGCAGCAGGAACAGGCCUCGCAUUCAUAAUAUUCACCGAAGCGAUCAACCAAUUCCCGGGAGCUCAACUCUGGUCCGUGCUCUUCUUUCUGAUGCUGUUCACUCUGGGUAUUGAUUCACAAUUUGGCACCCUCGAAGGCGUCGUUACGUCCAUUGUCGAUAUGAAGCUCUUCCCGAAUCUCAGAAAAGAGAUAUUAACAGGUGUUAUGUGCUUAAUCUGCUGUUUAAUAUCAAUGAGUUUCGCUCACGGCUCAGGAAAUUAUGUAUUUGUCCUGUUCGACAGCUUUUCUGGUAACUUCCCUCUUCUGAUGAUAGCCCUGUGCGAAUGUAUUGCUGUUUCUUACGUCUACGGUUUAAAACGGUUCGCAGAUGACAUCGAACUUAUGACAGGGACCAGGCCUGGUCUGUACUGGCUCGUCUGCUGGAAGUACCUUUCACCUCUGGCUAUGCUGCUGAUUCUACUGGCUAGUGUAGCCGAUCUGAUAACGCAAGGUAGCGGAUACCCGGCGUGGAUAGCCGAAAAGGGCGACACCGUCCUAAAAGAAUGGCCGAUCUGGGCCGUACUCUUGAUAAUCCUGUUGGUUACCGUGGCCGUCAUUUGGAUACCCUUGGUUGCUAUCUGCAGGUGUUUCGGGAUUGUGAUAAUCGACGACAACGAGAAAGCCUGGUUCCCGUCCUCAGACCUCAAAGAGUUCCACGGGAUUGUCGAACACGAAGUGACUACAGCAGAGACACUCCUCUUCUGUAUACGGCCUGAUGGGAGCGAAGGGCUCUGCUGCCCAACAUCACCGCCCGAAGAAGACAUUUAGCCUUUUUAAGGGUGUUGUCUGUAGUAUUCAAAAUUAAACAACAAUUUUAAGGCUUAUUUAAGUAACAAGUGUUUUUGAAAGUUCUUAACUGUUUUUAAUAAAGGUCCUCUCGGAUUUAGCAUUUUUAGCUUUUGUUUCAUAAAACGAGGACUUGUGACAAGAUAAAUUCUAAUUUCAGAAGUGUUACAUUUCAAAGCCUACAAUAAUAAAUUGACAGUCAAUUCGAGCAUUUCGCUUCGAAAUAUAUGUACGACAAUAUUUAAAUUUAGGAUCAAGAGCAAGUCGACGUAUUUUAGUAGAGUAGUGUGAAGUUAGAGGAAUGGCAGGGCUCUUCGUGGAGAAAAACACGAAAUAAAAUUAUGUUAUUUAUGCGAAGGGUCCGUUUGUUAUUGGUAUUCGGUUCUCGUACGUUACAAAGAUGAAAUUCACUAUAUGACAAUGAGAUUAUUAGUUAAGCACUGUCACUGAAAGCCAUCAAGGGAGUAAAUUAAUGCAUUCCAGGUCAUUUAUUUAAUUUUUACUUUAUAUACUCCUUCUACCGACAAGAACAAAUUAAAUUUUCAUCAAUACAUGUACCAGGACUAAUUUUAUUUAAUUAUUCUUAAUUAACAAUUUAUUUGGCUUAAAACCGUGACUAAAUAUGCUUAUACACAAUAUAUUACAUUUUAAACCCUCUCUGUACUUUGCUACAGACUAAAAACAAAAAAUUAUUACUGUAAAGUAGAAAGUACUAUUAUACGAUAAUAAAUAAAAUAAUAAUUAAUAUAUUUUAAUGUUUUAGAAAAUUUUUUUAUUAAUCAGUGUUCAGUCUCGUUUUUCCAUGAAAAUAAAUAUGAACACAACUGAAGGGUUAUCACAUUCUUUUUUGAACUACUUUGCAAAUUUUAUUAAACAAAAAAUUUAACUUCUUGUUUGACAAUUUGAACAUGAUUUUCCUGUAUUAUCGCCUAAUAAGUGUGUUUUUAAACAGUGAUUAUACAUUUGUUGGAAUGAUUUGCUAGAUUAUAUCGUGAUGUUGAUUUUUAAUCGUUGAAGUUAUAAAAAAAGAGUAAAAUAUACACGGAUUUUCUUGGCUUUUAGUGACUAGAAGUGGUAAAAAUGCUCGUUACAAUUAAGUAAUAAACAUAUAAAGUGCAUUUAAUGUAUCUAAGGAGACGUUAACAAUAAGGAAAUCAUAAACAUAUCCGGCCUUACAGAUUGAUGUGACAAAUAAAAUAUAUAAAAAUUAAAUAAAUAAUAAAGUUACUAUAUAAUAAAAAAAAAUCGACACCUCUGACAAUAAUUCAUGUCGUUGAGAUUUUGUUUUGUUAUAUUUAAUUGUUAUAAAAAAUAUUUUAAUUUUAUAAUACAGUCGGGAUAGGACGUCCAUAAUAUGAAGUGCACUUCCACGUGCUUCCAAGUCUGAAAUUUAGCAGUCAUAGUAUGAAAUUUAGAAAGCUAGCAGGUCAAGGAAAUAGAAAAAAAAGGAAUUGGUAAUACUUAUAAAAAUAAAAUGUAGAUUCAGGUUGGAAAAAGCCUUUUUAGUUUUAGUUUAGCCGUUCAACGACGCUAUGGUUGUGUCUAUCGAAACCAGAUUUUUAGUGUAGUUUUCUGUCAAUUAGUAUGUUCUGUAUAUAAUAAUCCAAUAGCGUGUUUAUUAAUUGUUCAAAUAAUUGGUAAAAAUAAAUGGAAAUAAUUAUAUAAGUCAAUAGAUAAGUAUUUAUAAAUACUAAUCUAUUCGUGUUAUUGCUUUUUCUGUUUCUUUCGACGUUUUAGUGCCUUUUACUUUUGCUAUUACAAUUAUUUUUUUUCAAAAUGUCUUUAUCUCGGGAAAAUAAAAAUGUCGGGCAGAACUAUUCAUUCGGGAAACUAAUAUUUUCUUUUACAAAUAAAAUGUGAUAAAUAUCUCGAUAAUUCGGUGCCGAAAAAAAGUAGUCGUUGACAAUAAAGAAAUAUUUAAAAAUCGAUUUUUUAAUAUAAUAAUAAAAAUACGGAAAGUAUAAUAAAAUAACUAUAAAUUGACAAUAAUUGCAUUUUUUUUAUGGUAAAAUCGUUUAAUAUAGGGCUAAUAAUUUUUUUCAUCAUUUCGAAAACCUACAAUAAUUAUCGACAAUAAAAAUCGAUUAAAAGAAACCAAAAUUAUUUAACAAAUGUAAACAUAUCUUGUUCAUAUCUUGAUAUAGUAGUCAGUGUUUUAUUUUUUGAGAAAAACAAAUUUUGAAUGACGUAGUUUUGUACAUAUUUUCUUCUCAACUUCGCUUUUUGUUGUGUCACAUUUGCUUUCGAUCUAUGGUCAGAAAUUUUAGAUGUAUUUUGUCAAAAUUAUUUAUAAGUGUUAAAAGAAUAAGUGUCGUACAUCGAACUAUUGUGAUGUAAAUAAGUUGGAAAUUUUGGACAAAAAUUAUAAUAUCACUAGAAACAGGUAUAAAAACGUCAUAAAAUAAAACAAACUGCAUCACGAGCAAAUCUUGGAAAACCGAAACAGCACGCAACGAAGGAUAAUAACUAUCAAAAUUGUCUCGUAUAUUUUAAUGUUGUAAUAACUUAUAGGAAUUGCAAUUGAGGGCUAAAAUUCAUUAAGUAAGUCUGUUGUAAAUAAUUUAAAAAAUGAAAUUAAACAAUUAAUAGAACUUACAUCAUAAAAGUCAAAAGUUGAAUGUUGAAAUAAAGAUAUAA
Molecule: messenger RNA, 4877 nt
Organism: Cimex lectularius (bed bug)
Lineage: Eukaryota; Metazoa; Arthropoda; Insecta; Hemiptera; Cimicidae
Product: sodium- and chloride-dependent transporter XTRP3
Exons: 12
Coding region: 120-2222 (700 amino acids)
Biological process (GO): sodium ion transmembrane transport
Cellular component (GO): membrane
Source: RefSeq, a predicted model, not a curated record